Besnoitia besnoiti is the source of this 777-nucleotide messenger RNA. RefSeq lists its product as uncharacterized. Lineage: Eukaryota; Apicomplexa; Conoidasida; Eucoccidiorida; Sarcocystidae. The transcript is spliced from 8 exons. The record is from RefSeq and is a predicted model, not a curated record. The coding region runs from base 1 to 777 and encodes 258 amino acids.
AUGACAAUACUCCAUUUUGCAGCUUGCAGCGUCUGCUGCUUCGGCCCGAACUACGCGAUCUACAAAGGCACGGAGGUGUCCGAGCAGGCAGGCACUAUGUCGCUGAUUGCUUUCUCAUCCGUCGCGUACCUCCUCACUCAGCUUCUCAAAAGCUUGAUUGUCGCCUCGCUGGUGCCCGCCACCUGUCACUCUUACUUCGUCUGCGAGGCCCUGACGCAGGUUCUACUGGGCGCGUUGGAGCUCAUGGGCCUUUACUUCGUCGUGCGUCACAGAACUGCACUGGCGUUCGACGCGGACUCUCGCCUGCUGAGCGUCGGUCUGGGCUGGUCCUUCGCGCACUCGCUCUUCACUAACCUUCUGCCAGUCAUCGCGAGCGCGAGAACCGCGGCGUUCCACUGGAAGUUCUUCUACGGAGCUCUCUCCGCGAACGUCUCGACCGUUUCCCUGAUGGCGCUGACGGUGCUGGUGUUUCUUGCCACCCGGAGAAAGCAAGCACAAGCGACCGCCACCACCGCGAGCGCCCUGGCAGCUGUCCUGCUGCUGUUCCCGUUCGUCAGCAGUCGCCUGGUGCUGGGGAACACUCCAGCCACAGGCCCCGCGGGCAGCCCCGCGUGGUGGGCGCUGCUCGUGCUUCAGGCGGCAGUGGCGGCCGCUGUCGCUUUCGCCGCGCUGCAGAUGUACCGGCCGCGGGCGAACAAGAGCUCGAGUGGGCCGACGGCAGGCGCGCCGAUGUCGUCCCAAAGUCAGGGCAGCGGGUCGUCCAUCAAGCAAGAAUGA